AUGUUUCAUUUUUCCUCCCCAACACAAGCUAGCGCUGGGACCCGAGGGGGGCCGGCCGGCUGCCGCGGGCUGCGUUGCUCCCGGGUAGACGCCACCGCAGCCACUCAUGUCCUUUUUAAAAGGAUGCGCGCUCUCUGCUGCCAGGCGCCGGAGGUGUUUUGCAGCCGCUCUGCCAGAGGCGCGGGUAGGGGACACCCUACCCCCACCCCCGGAGUCUGCCUGGGGCUCUCGGGGCUCCGGAUAUCCAGCAUCGCAGGCAUUGUAGGUACAACAGUCGGCAAGACAGGACUAGCCCUUGUCCUCAUG
Galeopterus variegatus (Sunda flying lemur) is the source of this 306-nucleotide messenger RNA. RefSeq names its product chromosome unknown open reading frame, human C17orf102 (gene TMEM132E-DT). NCBI's taxonomy places the organism in Eukaryota, Metazoa, Chordata, Mammalia, Dermoptera, Cynocephalidae. The record is from RefSeq and is a predicted model, not a curated record.